Molecule: messenger RNA, 1246 nt
Organism: Phasianus colchicus (ring-necked pheasant)
Lineage: Eukaryota; Metazoa; Chordata; Aves; Galliformes; Phasianidae
Source: RefSeq, a predicted model, not a curated record
UGUGGGGGGGGGCUCACGACCCCCAGUCCCUUGCAGGCAGACAAUGUCCAGGCACAGGAGCUGUGGCGCGGCUUCAUCCUCACCAUGGCCAAGAUGGAGGUGCCCACAGACCUGGAGCUGCUGCCUGGGCACAUCUUCCAGCUGUCGGAGGCGCUGCGCCAGGAGAGGGAGAACCGCCGGGGGGCACGGAGUGUGGGGACAACUGCAGUGCCCCCCAUGCCCAGCUGCUUCUUCGACGUGUCGCGUGCCGAGGCCGAGCGGCUGCUGGAGCGCAAUGCGGGCGGUGGGAACGUGGUGCUGCGCCCCGGCGGGCACGGCCAAGGCUUCUCCAUCAGCACACGGCAGGUGCAGAGCGGCGUUGCUCUGCUGAAGCACUACAGGGUGGUCAGCGUGGCAGACGGGUUCCUCGUCGACGUCGAUGCGCCGCAUCACUGCUCCUCGCUGGACGAGGUGGUGCAGUACUUCGUGGAGCAGAGCAGAGGCAGCCUGCAGCCCCUGCGCCGGGAGUACAGCAUGAGGCUGGAGUUCGCGGAAGCAGAUGAUAAAAGCUCGGAGGUGACACAGCAGCCAUGCAAACCCCCCUCCUGCCCCCCCGCUCCCCGGCACCCCCCCACGGCGCAGCCCCGCCGGCUCAGGGCCCCCCCCCCGCUGCCAAAGGCAACACCGAGCCCACGGCACGCAGUGAGAGAAGGUGAGUGUGGAUGGGGGAAACUGAGGCAGAGGGGGGAGGAGAGGGGGAGGGAAAGCACUGCACCCACGCUGCUCUCCCAUGCAGGUGCCGGCAGCCCCCCCCGCUCAGCGCCCCGUCCGACCCCACGGCGCGUCCCCCCACUGCCCCAUGGGCACAGUGCUGACAUCACAGAGGAGCUGGCUCAGAAGCUGAUGGCGCGCCGUGCUCUGAAUGAGGACUGAUGGGGGUCAGGGAGGGGGGGUUGGGCUGGCUGCCCCCUCCUUCCCUACCACCUGUGGGCGGUGGGGGUCACCUGCCCCCUCCUUCCCUACCGGCUGUGGGGGUCACCUGCCCCCUCCUGACCCCCCCUCACGCUGCCUGGCCUCGAAGCAGUGGCUGCCCAUGGGUUGGAGGCCCCAGGUUGGAAUACUGGGGGGGCACACAGCCCAAUAGCAGCACAUGGUGGUGAGGGGUUCGAAGGGGAGGGGGGGGCACACAGCCCUGGUGGCACUACAGAUAAUAAAGCUGCCCAUCCCACCACCCCACUGCGCUUCCUCCAUGUCCCAGCCCCCCCCC